Molecule: messenger RNA, 5892 nt
Organism: Nyctereutes procyonoides (raccoon dog)
Lineage: Eukaryota; Metazoa; Chordata; Mammalia; Carnivora; Canidae
Gene: PAPLN
Product: papilin, proteoglycan like sulfated glycoprotein
Exons: 28
Coding region: 90-4046 (1318 amino acids)
Biological process (GO): extracellular matrix organization
Cellular component (GO): extracellular matrix
Molecular function (GO): serine-type endopeptidase inhibitor activity; metalloendopeptidase activity
Source: RefSeq, a predicted model, not a curated record
GCGGGCCGCGCCGCCAGGCCCACCUCCCAUUCCCAGGGCGGGCACCGGCGGAGCCGCACCGCGGGCCCCGCGCCCCGGGACAGGCGGAGAUGCGGCUGCUGCUGCUGCUCGCGCCCCUGCUGCUGGCGCCCGCGCCCGGGGCCUCGGUUCCCAAGGUGAGGCGGCAAAGUGACACCUGGGGCCCCUGGGGUACCUGGAGCCCCUGCAGCCGGACCUGCGGAGGGGGCAUCAGCUUCCGGGAGCGCCCCUGCUACUCCCGGAGGAGAGAUGGGGGCUCCAACUGCGUGGGCCCCACCCGGAGCCACCGCUCUUGCCACACCGAGAGCUGCCCCGAGGGUGCCAGGGACUUCCGGGCGGAGCAGUGCUCCCAGCUGGACAGCCAGGACUUCCAGGGAAGGCGGUACAAGUGGCUGCCCUACUACGGAGCCCCAAACAGGUGUGAACUGAACUGCAUUCCCAAGGGGGAGAACUUCUACUACAAGCACAGGGAGGCUGUCGUGGACGGGACACCCUGUGAACCUGGCAAACGGGACGUCUGUGUGGAUGGCAGCUGCCGGGUCGUGGGCUGUGACCACAACCUAGACUCAUCAAAGGAGGAGGACAAGUGUCUGCAGUGUGGGGGUGAUGGUACCACCUGCUACCCUGUCACGGGCACCUUUGAUUCCAAUGACCUCAGCAGAGGCUACAACCAGAUCCUCAUCAUUCCCAUGGGGGCCACCAGCAUCCGCGUGGAGGAGGUGGCCGCCAGCAGGAAUUUCCUAGCGGUGAAGAACGUCCUGGGCGAUUACUACCUCAACGGGCACUGGACCAUCGGGGGCGCCUGGGCCCUGCCCGCGGCCAGCACCGUCCUGCGCUAUGAGCGCGGGGCCGAGGGGGACCUGGCGCCGGAGCGGCUCCUGGCUCGCGGCCCCACCUCCGAGCCCCUGGUCGUCGAGCUCCUCAGCCAGGAGGCCAACCCCGGCGUGCGCUUCGAGUACCACCUGCCCCUGGGCAGCCCCCGGCCCGGCUUCCGCUGGAGCCACGGCUCGUGGAGUGACUGCAGCGCUGAGUGCGGCGGAGGUCACCAGUCCCGCGCAGUGUUCUGCACCACUGACGACGAGGUCUACCCUGACCACAGGUGCCAGCCCCAGCUGCGGCCGGCUGACCGCCGCCCCUGCAGCACUCACCCCUGCCCGCAGACCAAGCGGACCUCUUACCUGCACCGGCCCAGAGUGUGGCAUCUUGCUGGGGCCCAGCGUGCAUGCAGGAACAGCUGGAAGACGGGGCCCUGGUUGCCCUGCUCUGCCUCCUGUGGUGGUGGCUUCCAGUCCCGCUCUGUCUACUGCAUCUCAUCUGAUGGGGCCGGCGUCCAGGAGGCUGCGGAGGAGGCAGAGUGUGCAGGCCUGCCGGGAAAGCCCCCCACCACGCGGGCCUGCAACCUGCAGCGCUGUGCAGCCUGGAGUGCAGAGCCCUGGGGAGAGUGCUCUGUCAGCUGCGGUGCAGGAGUCCGGAGGCGGAGCGUCACUUGCCGGAGUGAUGAGGGGGCUCUGCUCCCUGCCAUGGCAUGCUCCUCGGAGCACCGCCCCCCUACCACUGAGCCCUGUGUGCAUGAAGACUGUCCCCCCAUCAGGGACCAGGCCUGGCACGUGGGCGCCUGGGGUCUGUGUUCCAGGAGCUGCGGCUCGGGUACUCGGAGGCGCCAGGUCACCUGUGCCAUCGGGCCGCCUGGUCACUGCGGGAGCCUGCAGCCAUGGAAGCCUGGGGAGGUGGAGCCCUGUAACACCCAGCCCUGCCAUCUGCCCCCAGAAGUCCCCAGCAUGCAGGAUGUGCACACCAGCCCCAGGGAUUCCUGGAUGUCUUUGGGCCCUCAGGGGGCCCCCGCCUCGGAUUCUAGACACCAGUGGUGGCUCCCCCAGGAGCAGCCCUCGGUCCAGGGAAACCCCAGAGGAGUCCAGGGCCUCCACCUAGCAGGCCCAGCUCCCACUCUGCCGCAGUCCCCACACCAGAAGCCCCUGCAGUCUGGCUUGGCACCCCAAGACUGCAGACAGAGCGCCUAUGGGUGCUGUCCUGAUGGCCACACCGCAUCUCUUGGGCCGCAGUGGCAGGGCUGCCCUGGAGACUCAUGUCAGCAGAGCAGGUAUGGGUGCUGCCCUGAUGGGGUGUCUGCGGCUGAGGGGCCCCAUCAAGCUGGCUGUGCAGGGUCUUACAGCAGUGACAACACCAGGAGAAGGCCGGGGUCAAGAGCAGUGGCUUCCACACCGCCUAGAGUCCCUGCCAAGAGCCAACUUCCCAACUCUGGGCUUCCUCCCCAGGCCCCCAAGGCCCACCAGCCCCAGGCUCAGCAGAAUGAGCCCAGUGAGUGUCGGGGCUCCCAGUUUGGCUGUUGCUAUGAUAAUGUGGCCUCUGCUGCUGGCCCUCUUGGGGAAGGCUGUGUGGGCCAGCCCAACUAUGCCUACCCUGUGCGGUGCCUGCUGCCCAGCGCCCACGGCUCCUGCUCGGACUGGGCUGCCCGCUGGUACUUCGUCCCCUCUGUGGGCCAGUGUAACCGCUUCUGGUACGGCGGGUGCCACGGCAACGGCAAUAACUUUGCCUCUGAGGAGGAGUGCGUGAGCAGCUGCCGGGGGCCUCAGCGUGGGCCCCGCAGACCGGAGCCCGGGGCCUCUGGCCAGAGCACCCAGGGAGCCGCUGGUGGCGGUGGGCCUGGAGGCCGGCAAGAGGGCAGCUGGCACAGGACGGGGGCCGCGGUCCAGACGAAGCCCUUGCCGCCUUCUGGUGGCCUCUGGUGGCGCAACCAAGAGCCUGGGCCAAGGGAGGAGUCCCACAGCCAGGCCUUCGGAGAACGGCCCUGGGGCGGGGAGCUUGGGCCCAGCGCCCCUGGACUGGGCGGAGAUGCGGGGCGCCCAGCCCCGCCCUCCCACAGCUCUUCCUACAGGAUCAGCUUGGCAGGUCUGGAGCCGUCGCUGGUGCGGGCAGCCCUGGGGCAGUUGGUGCAGCUCUUCUGCCAAGGUGGCACCUCCCUGGAUCCCCAUGCCAGGUGGCAGAAAGACGGGCAGCCCAUCUCCUCCGACAGGCACAAGCUGCAGCCUGAUGGCUCCCUGAUCAUCAGUCCCCUGUGGGCAGAGGACGCUGGCACCUAUAGCUGUGGCAGCAGCAGGCCAGGCCGUGACUCUCAGAAGAUCCAGCUUCGUGUCACAGGGGGUGAUAUGGCCGUGUUGUCUGAGGCUGAGCCAAGGCACUUCCCUCAGACCAGGGACCCAGCCCAGGGCCACAGUCCUCGGGACCCCAGCCUUGUGGGGGACAUGGGGGGCCUAGGGGCCAUCUCUUCCUUGCGGCCUCGGCCCAUGACCAGGCUGCUUCUGGACAAGAACCAACCUGGGGUGGUGGACGCCCAACCAGGCCAGCGGAUCCAGUUGACCUGCCGUGCUGAGGGCUUCCCACCCCCAGCCAUUGAGUGGCAGAGAGAUGGGCAGCCCCUCUCUUCCCCCAGACAUGAGCUACAGCCUGAUGGCUCUCUGGUCAUCAGCCACGUGGCUGUGGAGGAUGCUGGCUUCUAUGCCUGUGUUGCUUUCAGUGGGCAGAACCGAGCCCAGAGAUGGGUCCAGCUCAGAGUUCUGGGGGAGCUGACCAUCACAGAGCUGCCUUCUACUAUGAUGGUGCCAGAGGGUGACACGGCCAGGCUGCUCUGUGUGGUGACAGGAGAAAGUGUAAACAUCAGAUGGUCCAGGAACGGGCUGCCAGUGCGGGCUGAUGGGCAUCGUGUUCACCAGUCCCCAGAUGGCACACUGCUGAUCCAUAACCUGCGGGCCGGAGACGAGGGUUCCUACACAUGUAGUGCCUACCGUGGAAGCCAGGCUGUCAGCCGCAGCACCGAGGUGAAGGUGGUCCCGCCGGCACUGCAGGCCCAACCCAGGGACCUCAGAAGGGAGUGUGUGGAUCAGCCUGAGCUGGCCAACUGUGAUUUGAUCCUGCAAGCCCAGCUCUGUGGCAAUGAGUAUUACUCUAGCUUCUGCUGUGCAAGCUGCUCUCACUUCCAGCCUCACGUUCAGCCCAUCUGGCAGCAGGGAUGAAGGCUAGCUCCAGCCCUGGUCCUGAAACAACUCUCCGUCUAUGGUCUCUGGCUGGCAAAGGAUCUAUCAUCUGGAGAAUGGACCCUUUGAGCCCACUGCACCUCACCACCUCUCCCCCUAACAUUUUAGGCAGCUGUCAAGAUGAAUCUGCUUGAAUAAGGACACCCUUUAUGGCUUCCCUCUAUAAUCUGUUAUACAGGAUCAGUUCACUGGGUUCUAAAACAAGCUACUAGAGUUCUCACUUCAUUUCAACUGGGUCGGGAGCUGUGUAAUGGUUUUAAAAUUAACACGUAUCUCACAUGGGACACACUAAUUCCUGCCGUGUCAGGCAAUUUGUCUUUGCUAGAACUCCCAUCUCAUCCAGGGUCAAACAAUGGUCCAUAGCUCUAGUCAACCUCACCCUUCCAGGUAGUAUAGCAGUCAGCUUCAACUCUCAUCUGUAUGUAUAGAGCUCUUGCUAAAGUGGAAUAGGAUACAUAAGGCCCAGUACAGGAUGUGGGAUGAAGAAGCAGCAGCUGGUCACAUGAGCAUGACAGAACUAGGAGAGCUCCUUACUUUCAUCAGGUAGCUGGUGCCUGAAUCCCUCAUCCUGAGGCCACCAAGCAGAGCCUGCUUGCAAGGAUCACCUGAUAAGCUGACACACCUGCUAUGUACACUGACCAGCUGGGGGCCUCUCCUCCCCAAGCAGGAACCUGUGAGGCAAAACAUUUGCUGCCAGAUAAAAACCAGACAAUUAAAAACAGGGAUCAGCAGGGUAGGGGAGCAAUGGUUUCAGUAGUGGUUUGAGUUGGAAGAAGUCCUCCUCCAUCUCUCAGAACCUCCAGAUCCUUGCUUCUAAACAAGAGGUAUGGAUUCAAUGAGCUUCCAGGUUCCUUUCCCCUUUAACCUUCUGCAUCUAGAGGACUGACUGGGCCUGUGACUGAUCAAUUUGGGACAUAGGAGAUAGGCAUUACAGGGAAAGCUGACUUUCAUUACUAGCACACUGGCUGGAAAAGAGACACACUGCAUCAUGGUUGAGUGAUAAUUCUUGGUCUACCUCUUAUUCAACACAGGAAACCUGGGUUAGCAGCAGAGGUAUUUUUUUUCUGUUUAAAAAAAUGACAGAGGAGGAUCCCCUUUAAUUUACCAUGGCUGGUUUUGCUACACCAGCAAACUAAGGGCUACUUUCUUGGACUCCCCAGUUCUCCCCAAAUGGCAACAUCAUUCAUGAGGUAAGUUUGAGGUUAGCUAGCUCUUCUCAGAACUAGUCAGAGAAUAGAGGGAAAAGGAACACUUAAGCUAGACCAGUGGUUCUCAACCCUCUCCCAUACUGGAAGUUUUUUUAAGAAAAAACAACCAGCACCCCCGCCCUUUGAUUUAAUCAGUCUGGUUUAUAGACUGGUAGGAGAAUUUUGAAAGCUCUCCAGGUGAUUCUAGUAUGUAUCCAAGGCUGAGACUCACUGCUCCAGCAGGGCCUUUCAGAAGGUGAAGCUUGUUCCAGGGUGUUUUCUGAUUAUGAGGCUGGGGGUGCAGAGGGAUAGGACUGAGAUUCUGUACCUCUACUCCGCUCCUAGGUGCAGUCCAUGCUCCUGUUCCAGACCACACUUUGAGCAACCAGAAACUGACAUCAGAGAUAUACUUAGGUUCAACCAAAGCCUAAAGUAUAAAUACAAAUGUGAAUUUUAAGAAUAUACCAGUCCCAAUGGGCAAAAUAUAUGAAGGGGAUUAAUCCAGUGGUACAAUCUCCCAGUUAUAAGUCACGGAGAUGAAAAGUAUAACAUAGGGAAUAUAGUCAAUAAUACUGUAACAACAUGUAUGGUGACAAAUGGUGACCACACGGUGGUGAGCACUGUGUAAUGUAUAGAAU